Messenger RNA from Betta splendens (Siamese fighting fish), 4219 nucleotides. RefSeq names its product nuclear factor of kappa light polypeptide gene enhancer in B-cells 1 (gene nfkb1). Gene Ontology annotation, molecular function: protein binding; DNA-binding transcription factor activity, RNA polymerase II-specific; RNA polymerase II cis-regulatory region sequence-specific DNA binding. Gene Ontology annotation, biological process: canonical NF-kappaB signal transduction; cellular response to stress; innate immune response. The transcript is spliced from 24 exons. NCBI's taxonomy places the organism in Eukaryota, Metazoa, Chordata, Actinopteri, Anabantiformes, Osphronemidae. The record is from RefSeq and is a predicted model, not a curated record. The coding region runs from base 318 to 3074 and encodes 918 amino acids. Gene Ontology annotation, cellular component: cytoplasm.
UCUUCGCGAUCGGCUGCUCUCCGUCUAAGCUUCGCGUCAGGGGGAAUUUCCAGUGGGGAAGGAAAUCAACUUUAUGAACCUUUGACACAAACCUGGUACCACCUGUCCGAGCUCCGGUUCUGGAGUAGAACUCUGUUUAUCCCAAAUACGGAUUAUUUGUGAAGUGACGACGCGCGCGAGCCGCGUCAUGGCGCGCUGCAGUUAAAGAAGCUGUAAAUGGAUCCGGUGGCUGCGCUGGGGCGAACUGAUGCGCUCAGCGCCGAAGCGGAGCCGUAGUUCAACCGAGUGUCCGACUGUUGACGAGCGAACCGGGCGCCAUGGCUGGAGACGACCACUACAUUCAGCCCAACCAGAUGUUUGAUAAUUUGAUGAUGGAGUCUUCGUGGGAUUUCACUCACUUCCCUGCGAUGUCUCAGAGCCCGUCUGUGAGGACAGUAGACGGGCCGUACCUGCAGAUUCUGGAGCAGCCCAAACAGCGGGGCUUCAGGUUCAGGUACGGCUGUGAAGGCCCGUCCCAUGGCGGUUUACCCGGAGCCUCUAGUGAGAAGAACAGGAAAACCUACCCCACCGUCAAGAUCUGUAACUACCAGGGCCCGGCCCGUGUGGUGGUCCAGCUGGUGACGGCGCAGAGCGGCCUCCCUCAGCUCCACGCUCACAGUCUGGUGGGAAAACAGUGCGACAAAGGGAUCUGCAUCGUUGACCUACAGCCCAAAGACUCCAACAUUAGUUUUCCAAACCUUGGAAUCCUGCAUGUGACGAAGAAGAACGUGACAAAGACUCUGGAGGAAAGGAUGGUGGAGGCUUUCAGGAUGGGCUACAACUGUGGGGUGUCCAUCCACCCUGAGGUGGACUCCCUGCUGGGGGAGGUCCGAGUCCCACGGGAGCUCAGCGACCACCUGCGUGGUGUGAUGAGCCGAGCAGCAUCCAUCCAGGCUAAAGAAAUGGACCUCAGCGUGGUCCGCCUCAUGUUCACGGCCUUCCUCCCCGACAGUGACGGAGGUUUUUCCAGAAGACUGGAACCUGUCGUGUCUGAACCGAUCUACGACAGCAAGGCUCCAAACGCCUCCAACCUGAAGAUUGUGAGGAUGGAUCGAACUGCCGGCUGUGUCACCGGAGGAGAGGAGGUUUAUCUGCUGUGUGAUAAAGUCCAGAAAGAUGACAUCCAGGUUCGGUUCUACGAGGAGGAUGACUCUGGGUUGACCUGGGAGGCUCUGGGAGAUUUCUCCCCCACAGACGUCCACAGACAGUUCGCCAUCGUCUUCAAGACGCCGAAGUACAGAGACCAGAACCUGCAGAAGCCAACGUCAGUGUUCGUCCAACUGAAGAGGAAAUCUGACAAUGAGACCAGCGAGCCCAAGCCCUUUACCUACCACCCUCAGAUCAUAGACAAGGAGGAAGUGCAGAGGAAGAGACAAAAGACGCUUCCAAACUUCCAGGACUUCAGUGGUCAGGGACGAGGAGGAGGAGGCCUGUACCGAGGAGGAGGUCCGGCUGCAGGAGGCGGCCCUGGAUCUGCAGGUGGAGGUUACUCUCAGGGUUUUGUCGCCUACAACUAUGGAGGCGGAGGUUUUCCCAGCGGAUACUCUGCUGGUCUGGGAGCAGGAGGAGGCUUCAAACACACCUCUCAGGGCAAUGCGACAGCUGACGGCGUUAAUCCAGGCAAUGACUCUGGGUCGGGGGCUGUGCAGGCUUCAGCCCAAGCAGUAGGGCUGGAGGUGGAGGAGACAGCGGAGGACAGGCGCCUAAGCGUGCAGCCACAACCAGACGGAGGGUGCGAUGCAGAGCAGCAGUUGGUUCAGUUGACCAGUCGGCAGCUGGAGGCUCUGUUUCAGUACUCGGCGACCGGAGACUCCGCGUACCUGCUGGCUCCUCAGCACUUCCUGCUGAUCGCACAGGAUGAGGACGGAGACACCGGCCUCCAUCUGGCCGUGCUCCACAACCAGCCGCAGGCGCUGAGGAGUCUGUCUCGGGUCGUCUCUGUUCUGGCUGGAGAGGAAGUCCUCAACAUGAGGAACCAGCUAUACCAAACUCCUCUGCACCUGGCAGUGAUCACACAGCAGAAGGAGGCGAUGGAGGCACUACUCUUGGCUGGGGCGGACCCCACCCUAACAGAUCGCCAUGGCAACACGGUGCUCCACUUGGCUUCACAACAGGAUGGAGGAGUGAUGGUUCAGUCUUUACUGCAGCACGGAGAGAUGAGGGCUCUGCUGGACCACACCAACGCAGCAGGUAUGCGCGCAAUCCACCUGGCAGUUUUGGCCAAUCAGCUGUCCUCUCUCAGGCAGCUGCUGGAGGCCGGGGCCAACGUGGAGGCUCAGGAGCGCAGCUGUGGACGGACCGCACUGCACCUGGCCACCGAGGCCGACAACGUGUCGCUGGCCGGCUGCCUUCUGCUGGAGGGUAACGCCAGCGUGGACUGCUGCACCUUCAACGGCUCCACCCCCCUCCACAUUGCAGCAGGGAGAGGCUCGCUCAAGCUAACGGCUCUGCUGAUGGCUGCUGGUGCGAACCCACACAAGGAAAACUUUGAGCCCCUGUUCUUCAGAGACGAUGAAGAACAAAGAGAGGAUGAGGACGAAGAGGAUGAAGGCUACAUCCCAGGGACAAGUCCGCUCAACAUGGCUACGAAUGAUCAGGUGGUGGAGCUGCUCAAUGGUAAAGAAUAUGAAGCAAAGUCUUCUCUCAAACCUCACAGGCCUCCACAAGGCGACCUGGCCAGUCUGGAUGUGGAUGUGAAGCAGGAGCUGUACCGCACUCUGGAGACUGAAGGAUGCUGGGAGAGUGUGGCUCACGGCCUGGGUCUGGGGAUCCUCACCACAGCUUUCAGACUGAGCCCCUCACCCUCCAAAACACUGCUGGAUAGCUAUGAGGUUUCAGGUGGCACCAUCCAGGACCUGCUGGAAGGUCUGAGGUCCGUUGGAGACUGUGCGGCGCUGAGGGUCCUGGAGGAGGCGCUGAGCCGCCGCGACCCCUUGGCAGGCGAGUCCUUGUGUGCUCAGGUGCAGGAUCUGAAGGUGGACGUUCGGCUCGAGAGCGGGGUGUGUGACAGCGGCGUGGAGCUGUCCACAGCGUAACGCUUGGACCUGGAGCCUCCUCAUCCUCCCUCUGGGCUCGUCCUUCAGCGGGAAAACUAUUCUUCAUGACUCUUUUCAGGGCGAACAUUCUUUAAUGUAAACGAGUUCAUUUCUGUAAUUCAUCCACAAAAUGUUUUUAACCCAACAAACUUCAGUUUCACUGAGGUCAGCUGUGAGGACUACACUCCAGCAAAUGUAAACCUGCUUCUGGUCCUCGCGUGGAAACGACCCAGUCUCUGAAUAACAGCUGCCUUCACUCCCUCAUCUUGUUGUGGCCGGAAUCCUUCCCACGCUCAGGACCAGAAGUGCCAGGAAGAAGGAUCCAUCAGGACAGAGUCGAGGCUCAUCAGAAAACUGUUGGGACAGACCCACGGUCACAAGACGUUAAUGGUUGUAUCAAAGACAGAUCAGAACCGACAAACCAUUGAGCCCAGUUCCUCUCUCCACUGGCUGGUGACUAGACCACACGGAUCAGAAGUCAGAUCAAGCCCCGCGACCAUACACACGUGGGUGUUGGUUCUUGCAGACCCACUGGGGACAGGCCUUGGUUCUCUGCUGGACAACAGUGGAUUCCUGUCACUGACGUUUCUCUAGGGACGAUAAAAUAAAACCUGACAGCGACAUGGUGAUUGUUUCUGCGCUUGUCAAAUGUCCCAACACACACACACACACACACACACACAAAGCUCAGGGUCGACACUCCAAGGGACAAACAUCUGGAAAGUUUGACAGCGUUGGUUUGAAAAGCUUUAGUGGCGGUGUCUGAAGGUUCUCAUUCAUCCCAGAGGUUGUACUGAAAUGCUGCAGGUAAACGCUGACAGGUUCUGGUGAGGUCAGUGAAACAUUGAUCUGCUUGUUAAACUCUUUUUUUUUCUGGUCUGAGCAGGUGAAACGGUGCCUUUUACCAUGGUUUUUAAUUUUUAACUGUUAAUUUGUUGUCUUGUACUGAACUUCUUUUCUCCUAAACUGCUUCAGUCUAAUUGUUCUGUCAUUUAAGCAAAUCGAUACUUGUGGGAAAUAAAGUCCAGAGGUGUGAGUUACUGUAUGGAGCAUAUUUAUAUCGUCACCCUGCACUGUACAGUUCAACAUGAGCGUCAUUGUUUUUUUGUUUUUUUUUUAAAUAAAAAUGUUUUGUAAAAACAGUG